AUGAGAUCGAUUAUUGUCACUCUGAUACUCUCCGCUCUUUCUCUCCGUAGAUCAUCUCUUCUCGAUAAGAGAGAUACCGCCGAAGUCCAUGUGGUAGGCGAUAUAGUAUGGGCUCGUUCCAACCAUCAAGAGGACGACCGAGCGAGCGAUGGCGGAGUAUUCGCAUAUGGUGAUUCCAAUGCUCAUGGAAGUAUGGGAUCGGAUCAAUUCCACUCACCAUCGUCACAAGAAGGGACAAGUAUGAGAAGAGAAUCGAAGCUGGAUGACAGAAAUGAUGCUGUUGAGACUAAUUUGAGGAAGGGAUUUAUCACUGUGGAUGUCAUACCUGAAGAUCCCGAUCAAGACCAAACUCCCGCUUUUGACCCUCGACGAAGAUCCGAGGGAAAUUCAUGUCUAACGUGUGCCAAGAGAGAUACAGGUACCGCCACAGUCGAAGCUGAAAAUCAAACUCCAGCUUUUGACGUUCGUUCCGUAAGGAAUUCAUUUGUAUCCUUCGUUCGAGAUACCAAUGAGAGCAUUCAUAAUACCGGAUCGGGGCAUGACGACGUAUUCGUACAUUGGUCUCGACAGUCGACAGAGCAUGAUCCAGUAGAAGCCCAAGGAUUCGAUUGUAGUGGAAGAAAAAGAAAUCCGGAAGUUGAUAGCGAAGAUGACACAAUUCUCUGGACAUCAUCUUCCCAACAUGAUUGGGCUAAGCGAACGUCGACAAGGAGAAAAAGAUGGAAAGAGCGAAUGCUAAAACCUCUGAGAAUCAUACUGAUGAGGAUAUCGUUUGGGACGGCGAACCGCUUAAGUCAGGCAGAAUCGACUGAACAGGGCAAGAGAGAUUCCGAGCCCAACGAUGAGACUGUCACUUGGGAGAGGAGAGACGUCGAACGAUAG
Messenger RNA from Kwoniella botswanensis, 882 nucleotides. RefSeq lists its product as uncharacterized. The record is from RefSeq and is a predicted model, not a curated record. NCBI's taxonomy places the organism in Eukaryota, Fungi, Basidiomycota, Tremellomycetes, Tremellales, Cryptococcaceae. The transcript is spliced from 10 exons. Bases 1 to 882 code for a protein of 293 amino acids.